AAUAUCAAUGUCACAAUUUUUUGAACUACCAAAUUCUACCCAAAUGGGAAAACGCAAAGGGAAAGGUUUCGCUCAACGGUCUCAUGAUAAAAUUAAAAAUUCAAAUGAUCAAAACAGAGG
This is a messenger RNA of Racocetra persica, 120 nucleotides long. Lineage: Eukaryota; Fungi; Glomeromycota; Glomeromycetes; Diversisporales; Gigasporaceae. The record is from the annotation of a GenBank genome assembly.